Molecule: messenger RNA, 2013 nt
Organism: Dendrobium catenatum
Lineage: Eukaryota; Viridiplantae; Streptophyta; Magnoliopsida; Asparagales; Orchidaceae
Product: putative disease resistance protein RGA4
Exons: 1
Coding region: 1-2013 (670 amino acids)
Source: RefSeq, a predicted model, not a curated record
AUGUGGAUUGCAUUGGGUUUCAUUCAGCCGUCUCAAGCAAUGACUAUGGAGGAUAUCGGAGGAAGGUAUUUUGAUGUUUUAGUCAAAAAAGCUUUAUUUGACAAGGUUGCAUAUGGCUACAAGGUCGGAUAUUACUAUAAGAUGCAUGAUUUAAUACAUGAGUCAGCAUCUAAAUUUUUUGCACAGGAAUGCGGUACACUUGUGGAUGAUGUAGUGUCAUCUCUCAAAAUUUCUGAGACUAUUCGACACUUAUCUGUUCAAAUUACAAAUCCAGACAUCAUAAAAAUUAUUGGGCAAUUUAAGUAUUUGCAUUCUCUUAUCUUGUUCUAUAAAACUUCUAAUCAGGAUCUUUGCAAUGCACUUAUUGAAGUAUUCAAAGCAACGAGAAGUCUACGCUUAUUAUACUUAUCUGCUCCAAGCUGGGAAAACAUGCGCUUAUUAUACGAAUCUGCUCCAUGCUUGAAAAUGAUAUCUGAGGAGAUUGGAAAUUUGUUACAUCUUCGAUGCUUAAAGAUUACUCUUCAGGAUUUGAUUAAGCUGCCAAGAUCUCUAAGUAAUCUUUAUCACUUGCAAUACAUAAACUAUGAUCCCCCAACCAUGCUAAGCCAAAUUAUAGUUGAUUUUUUACCAAAUGACAUCAAUAACCUUUCUAACUUGCGUUGCGUGAAAUUUCCCAUGAAUUAUAAUUCAUCGAUAUGUGGGGUUGGGAAGCUAAAGUCUCUUCAACAACUGAGUAUGUUUGAUCUUAGAAAUGUGAGUGGUUAUAGAAUUGGGGAGCUGGAGAAUAUGAAUGAUCUUUGCAAAUUAGGAAUCAACUGCCUUGAAAAUGUUAAAGAUGCCGAGGAGGUUUGUAGUGCCAAAUUAUAUGCCAAGAGGAGGCUCAUAGAUUUAACCUUAUGUUGGAGUAACACUGAUUCGAGGAACAUCGAUUUAGAUGAGAACGUGCUCGACAACCUUCAUCCACCAAAAUGUUUAAGGAAUCUGAGGAUAGAGAGAUACAUGGGUGCAAGGUCUGCAAUAUGGAUGAACAAUGUUAAUAUGCUGUCCAAUUUAAAGAAAAUGGAGAAAAUCGAUUUGAUGGAUUGCUUGGAGUGUGAAACUCUUCCACCUUUUGGGCAACUUCCCUUCCUCAAGUCACUGUUACUUUGUAACAUGCCGAAAGUAAAAUGGCUCGAAAGUAAAUUUAAUGGGAAUGAUAAAUACCGUUCCUUUCCAUUGCUAGAGAAGUUAGAUAUUUGGGGAUUAAAAGCAUUAGAGGAUUGGUUUGAGGCAGGAGUAGCUGCUGAAGAUGGAUGUUUGUUUCCAUGCUUAAUUCAACUGUUUCUACGUGACUGCCCGAAGUUGAAAGAGUUGCCCUCUUUGCCUUCUAAGCUCAAGAGGUUGGAGAUACAUGAAAUUGGGUGGACGACUUUCAAUUUUUGUAGCAAUUCAAAUCCUAUUCCCCUUGAAUCAUUAGGAGUCCUGCACUGUCCAAACAUUACAUCGCUUCCUCUGGCUGAUGAAAUAGCAAGACUUGCAGCACUAAGAUACUUGAAAAUUAUAAAUUGCCCCAAUCUGAUCUCUAUCGGAAGAUAUCCACAAGUGGAGACCACUAAUAAUUGUCAUCUCAUGCUCAGCGAUCUCCUUACAAGUGAUCCAUCGGUGUUGCUAAUGGAGCCAUUGAGAAGUAUCGCCUCCUUAAAAGAGCUGAAUAUUUGGAAUAAUGAUGAGCUGGUUUCAUUUCCAAAUGAGGCGGAGCAGUGGUUUCUCAAUGGCAGGUCUUCUCUUUCUGAGCUGCGAUUUUUUAAUCUCAAAUCCUUAGAGUCUCUCCCAUCCUCCUUUGAAAGCUUAUCUUCACUUCAGAAACUAUCUAUUGGGCGCGUUCCUAUGCUUCGGGAAUUACCGAACCUUCCUCCCAAUUUACAACAUCUAUCAAUUUCGGGAUGUCAUCCAGAGUUGAAGGAGCCCUAUGGAAAGGAUGGAGGCUCCGAUCGGCACAAGAUUGCUCACAUUCCGAAUAUCCAUAUACGUUAA